Molecule: messenger RNA, 1971 nt
Organism: Ordospora colligata OC4
Lineage: Eukaryota; Fungi; Microsporidia; Ordosporidae
Product: trehalase
Exons: 1
Coding region: 1-1971 (656 amino acids)
Biological process (GO): trehalose catabolic process
Molecular function (GO): alpha,alpha-trehalase activity
Source: RefSeq, a predicted model, not a curated record
AUGCAUAAUACAUAUUCAAAUGAGUUUAUGCGUGCAAAUACAAAUAUCAAUGAUGAUGCAGAAAACGAAUACAAUCACAGCAUCGUAGAUACAAAACAAUUUGCAACAGAGAAUAACACGAACUCAUAUGGCGUGUCUGUGAGUAACAAACUGCUUGAUGCGUCAUUUGAUUUUAACAUUACCAAAGACAGCAAAACACUUGUUGACAGGCUGUUUUUGUUUCCUGCAGAGCGCAUUGAUGAAAUGAUUAUAAAUGAAAAGUUUGAAACAGAGCAGGAUUUCUGGCAGUUUGUCGAUAAAGUAUCUUCAAAAUCACAUGAGGAUUUCAGAUUCGUCAUAGACAACGGAAUCAACGAUGAGCCGUUUUGUAAUGCGCCUUCAUACAUUAAAAAGCUCGAGGAUGCACGUUCAAAUAGCACAGAUAACAAUGAACUACUUGAAAACUUGUUGAGUCUUUCUAAAAAGCUAAACGAAGCAUGGAAAGACAUAUAUGUUGUCCAGAAUAAAAUAAAGCAAGGCUACUACUCAACAAUGCUCAAAGUUGACAAUCCAUUCAUCAUCCCUGGAGACAGGUUCCGAGAAUGCUAUUAUUGGGACACAUACUGGAUACUUGAAGGACUACUCAAUAAUGGAAUGAAUAAGACUGCAAUUGGAAUGGUUGAGAACUUUAUCGGGCUGAUCAGAAAACACGGAUACAUUCCGAAUGGACUCCGCUCAUACUACCUGAACAGAACACAGCCUCCAUACUUUCCAAUGAUGCUUUUUGCUCUGUAUAGGAAUAUAGCAUGGGAUGACAUCAAGCAUAUUAUGAUUGCAGGCCUUGAAGCAGCCAUUGAGGAACAUUCUUUCUUCAUGGCAAAUAGAUCGACUGAAAUCGAUGUUGAUGGAAAGCACUUGCUCAACAUAUACAAAGUAAGCUCCAGUACACCACGCCCUGAAUCAUAUAGAGAAGAUAAGCAGCUUACACAAGAAAACAAUCGCGAGGAUCGAGGAACAAGAAGAACUGAAAGCGAAACAUACACCGACAUCAAGUCUGCAUCAGAGUCCGGAUGGGAUUUUUCAUCAAGAUGGCUUAAGGAUAAAUCAGACCCUGCAUCAAUCCGAACAUCCAAGCGAAUCCCCGUUGAUCUCAAUGCCAUCAUGUAUGCAAACGAGCUAAUUAUUUCAAAGCUAUUUGAAAUCACACAAGGAACUGACUCAUCGGAGGCUGCACGAUUCAAAGAAAUGAGCACAAGGCGGUUAAAGGCAAUCAACAGCGUGCUUUGGAACAGUGAGGAAGGCGUCUGGAAUGAUUACGACAUAGAAGACAAGAUGCACACAUCAACAGGAUUCUAUGCUUCGAACCUUAUUCCAAUGUGUUAUGGCAUAAACCCACCAGCAGAUGCAGACACAACUGUUUAUGACAUCCUGGAUAAGUUUGCACAUGAGAUAUUUGGAAACGAGGGAGGAAUGCCUGUGAGUGGGCCUGCAUACAAGAACAGUCCCUUGCAGUGGGACUAUCCGAAUGUUUGGCCUCCACUUGUUCACAUCAUGACAUUUUUCCUCGAACGCAUAGAUGAGCGAGAAAUGGCAUUGCACAUGGCUAGAGCAUUGCUUAGAAACAUUUCUAUCUCAACUUCAUUCCAAGACGAGAGGAAGCGUGGAAUAUUCGAAAAAUAUGAUUGCACAAGAGUUGGAGAGCCAGGUGGAAAAGGCGAGUACACAUUACAGAGAGGAUUUGGAUGGACAAAUGGUGCAGCAAUUCACUUCAUAGAGCACUUCUCAUCUGAAAUUGUCUCUACCAAGCCUCACGCAGAGUCUUAUAAAAGCAUCUUAAGCAUUAUAAAAGAAAAGAAAAGCACCAGACAAACUCCUUUAGGGCACACUCCAGAGAACUGCCUUCUUCUAAAUGAGCAGCCUAUCGAUAUAAACACAAAUUCAAAAUGCAGCGCCCAACAAUCUCUACCCACACUCAUCCAAGCCUCAGACUGA